Molecule: messenger RNA, 3224 nt
Organism: Alosa sapidissima (American shad)
Lineage: Eukaryota; Metazoa; Chordata; Actinopteri; Clupeiformes; Clupeidae
Gene: cpsf2
Product: cleavage and polyadenylation specific factor 2
Exons: 15
Coding region: 182-2635 (817 amino acids)
Biological process (GO): mRNA 3'-end processing by stem-loop binding and cleavage
Cellular component (GO): mRNA cleavage and polyadenylation specificity factor complex
Molecular function (GO): RNA binding
Source: RefSeq, a predicted model, not a curated record
AUAACCUUUCACCCUUACAGCGGCAAAAAUGGCCGGCCUACAAGUGUGUUUGUACGGUUCUUGAAGCCCAAGUAAACCUAAACUUAUUGUCACAAUGUCUAUAGACCGAUAAAUUAUCAUCCCGUGAUUUGCAAAAACGACCGAUUAACGUUGUAGUAUUUCUGAUUGUCAGUAAAACAGUAUGACGUCCAUUAUCAAGUUGACGGCCCUGUCGGGGGUCCAGGAGGAAUCUGCACUCUGUUACCUAUUACAGGUGGAUGAGUUUCGCUUCCUGCUGGACUGCGGAUGGGACGAGACCUUUUCCAUGGAGAUCAUUGAAACUUUGAAGAGAUAUGUCCACCAGGUGGAUGCUGUGCUUUUGUCCCAUCCCGAUCCACUCCAUUUAGGGGCUUUGCCAUACGCUGUGGGCAAGCUCGGCCUCAACUGCACCAUCUAUGCCACCAUCCCAGUCUACAAGAUGGGUCAGAUGUUCAUGUAUGACCUUUAUCAGUCACGUCACAACACGGAGGACUUUUCGCUCUUCACGCUGGAUGACGUGGACUCAGCGUUUGACAAAAUCCAGCAGCUGAAGUACUCGCAGAUCGUCAAUCUGAAGGGGAAGGGCCACGGCUUGUCCAUCACCCCACUGCCGGCCGGACACAUGAUUGGUGGAACCAUCUGGAAGAUUGUGAAGGAUGGAGAAGAGGAGAUUGUGUAUGCUGUGGAUUUUAACCACAAGAGAGAGAUUCAUCUGAAUGGCUGCUCGUUGGAGAUGGUGAGCCGUCCCUCUCUGCUCAUCACCGACUCCUUCAACGCUGCCUAUGUACAGCCACGACGCAAACAGCGGGACGAGCAGCUCCUCACCAUCGUUAUGGGAACGCUCCGCGCUGACGGUAACGUGCUGAUCGCUGUGGAUACGGCCGGACGGGUGCUGGAACUGGCCCAGUUGCUGGACCAAAUCUGGAGGACCAAAGACUCGGGCCUUGGGGUCUACUCCCUCGCCCUGCUCAACAACGUCAGCUACAACGUGGUGGAGUUCUCCAAGUCCCAGGUGGAGUGGAUGAGCGACAAGCUGAUGCGCUGCUUCGAGGACAAGCGCAACAACCCGUUCCAGUUCCGCCACCUCUCGCUGUGCCACAGCCUGGCCGACCUGGCGCGCGUGCCCAGCCCCAAGGUGGUGCUGUGCAGCCAGCCGGACCUGGAGUCGGGCUUCUCGCGCGAGCUCUUCAUCCAGUGGUGCACGGACGCCAAGAACUCCAUCAUCUUGACCUACCGUACCUCACCAGGCACGCUGGCCCGCUACCUCAUCGACAACCCUGGGGAGAAAAUGAUGGACCUGGAGGUGAGGAAGCGUACUAAGCUGGAGGGGAAGGAGCUGGAGGAGUAUGUGGAGAAAGAGAAGAUGAAGAAGGAGGCGGCCAAAAAGAUCGAGCAGGCCAAAGAGGUGGAUGUGGACUCGAGCGACGAGAGUGACCUGGAGGACGACCUGGAGCAGCCGGCGGUGGUGAAGAGCAAGCACCACGACCUGAUGAUGAAGGGGGAGGGCGGCCGCAAGGGCAGCUUCUUCAAGCAGGCCAAGAAGUCCUACCCCAUGUUCCCCACGCACGAGGAGCGCAUCAAGUGGGACGAGUACGGCGAGAUCAUCCGGCCUGAGGAGUUCCUUGUGCCGGAGCUGCAGGCCACAGAGGAGGAGAAGAGUAAGCUGGACAUGGGCAUGUCCAACGGGGACGAGCCCAUGGACCAGGACCUGUCCGACGUGCCCACCAAGUGCACCUCCAGCAUGGAGACCCUGGAGAUCAAAGCGCGUGUGACUUACAUCGACUACGAAGGUCGCUCAGACGGCGACUCGAUCAAGAAGAUCAUCAACCAGAUGAAGCCGCGGCAGCUGGUGAUCGUCAACGGGCCGCCGGAUGCCAGCCAGGACCUGGCCGAGUCGUGCAAGGCCUUCAGCGGCAAGGACAUCAAGGUGUACACGCCCAAGCAGCAUGAGACGGUGGACGCCACCAGCGAGACCCACAUCUACCAGGUGCGUCUCAAGGACUCCCUGGUGAGCUCGCUGCAGUUCUGCCGCGCGCGCGACACGGAGCUGGCCUGGGUGGACGGCGUGCUGGACAUGCGCGUGGCGCAGGUGGACACGGGCGUGCUGCCCGAGGAGAAGGAGAAAGGCGGAGGCGCGGGAGCGGAGGACGGCAUGGAGGACGGCGAGCUGGUUGCCAUGGAGACGGAGGCGGCAGCGGCGGCGUCGGCAGCGGCGGCAGCGGCGGGCGGGAUAGCGAUGGCAGACAUAGUCGCGGCCAUCGGAGCGAGCGGGGGGACGAGCGAGGCGGCUCAGCAGCGCGCCAUGAAGUCGCUGUUCGGCGAGGACGAGCGUGAGGCCGGAGACGAGAGCGACGUCAUCCCCACCCUGGAGCCGCUACCGGCCAGCGAGAUCCCUGGGCACCAGUCGGUGUUCAUCAACGAGCCGCGCCUCUCCGACUUCAAGCAGGUGCUGCUUAGGGAGGGCAUCCAGGCUGAGUUUGUGGGAGGCGUGCUGGUCUGCAACAACCUAGUGGCCGUCAGAAGGACGGAGGCUGGUCGGAUCUGUUUGGAGGGCCUUCAGUGUGAAGACUACUAUAAGAUCCGGGAGCUGCUGUAUCAGCAGUAUGCUGUGGUGUAGCAGGACUGGCAGCAUAGGACCCCGUAUUCUAACACCCCUUGCACGCACACACACAGACAGACAAACACACAAAUCUACAAUUACCCCUUCAUAUGCAAAUGGACACACAAUUACACAAAUGCACUCAAAAACACAUGCUCCUAGUCAUGCACACGCACACAUAGACAUGCAUAUGGACUCCAACAUAGACACAUCAGUACAAUACUAAAACACACUCUCACACACACACACACACACAAAGCUCUCCAUGGCUGUAGGCAAGUACAGCUGUUCCUGCAUCUAUGCCAUGUGAGAGGUGUCUUUGUUUUGGAAUGGUGUGUGUGUGUGUGUUGGGGGAAGGGAGGGGGGGAUUUUUGUUAUUUCCUUUCUUCUGUAUUUUUGGACAUGUCCCCAGCAGCACAAGGCAGAUGCUCUAUGGACUGACCCCUCUCAGUUGAGGCUGCAGAAAUGAAGGCCUAUGAGAAAGACUCCCUGAUGUACGCAUCACUUCCUCUGAACUCUGAACUAGCUCUGGUCAAGUGCAAAAAAUGGGGACCACGAUGACAAUGGUUUUAUUUUUGAUUACAUAAAAACUGUCUUCUGUUUUGGA